Dufourea novaeangliae is the source of this 4565-nucleotide messenger RNA. It is a transcript of the gene Tango1, whose product is annotated as transport and Golgi organization protein 1. NCBI's taxonomy places the organism in Eukaryota, Metazoa, Arthropoda, Insecta, Hymenoptera, Halictidae. Gene Ontology annotation, molecular function: protein binding. The record is from RefSeq and is a predicted model, not a curated record.
AUGUUAGUAGUGAUGUGGAACUGUAAUAGUGGAAAUAUGACGAAACGAAAUAGGAUUAUUAAUAUAGUGUUUCUACUUAUUGCAAUAAUAUUUACUGCAAUACCACAAAGUUGGACCGCAUUAUCAAACAAACGAUUAUGUUAUGACCCUGACUGUUCGGAACUUAUUUCGUUGGCCAGAACAAAGAUCAAUUAUAGUCCAAAUGAAGAAGGGUUAUUAGGAUUUAAAAUUAAUACGGAAGUCAAAGUUUACAGUAAAGAAGCAGGUAGCAGAACUGACUUAUGGGGUGUAGAGAUAGAUGGUAAACAUGGAUACGUAUCGCAGUCUUUUUUGAAAGAAUAUAAAAUCUUCCGUAAGAAUUUGCAGCAUGAAGUGCCUAUUAAACCAUUACCUAGUAGUAAUAAACCUGCUGGGAAACUUCAGCCUAAGAAGAUUAAUGAUAAGUCAGAAUCUGUGACAGAGGUUGUCAAAAUUUCAAAUGUUCAGAGUAAUGUUUUGAAUUUGAAAUCUGCAGAGGAACUGCCAUAUGAUGUAACUCCUUCAUAUGAAAUUAUAGAUGGAACAACAUUGAAUGUAGAUCAUAAUGAAUCUUCUAUACAACCGAGUUUUGCAACAAAAGUUGUACAAACAGCAGUAGUGCCAAACAAGAAAGAUGUAAUUGUUAAUUUAGAAACUGAUUCAAAUAGUGGGAAGGAUAAAGGAACUAUUUUUACAGAAGAAAAGUUAUCAAAAGAAGUAUUGAAUAAUAAAGUAGAUGAUAAUGAACAAAAUAUUUCUCAGAAAGAUGACAUUAAUGAUUUUGUGGCUAGUUCUGAAGAAGUACUAGAUUUACCAAAAUUAAAUGGAAUAAAAAUUCCACCAAUCAACGCAAAUAUUAAUUUCAAAAAUGAUCUUGGCAAGGUGAAACACACAAUACAGACUGCAGAAAAUGAAGUAGUUGCUGAAAUACAAGAUGUACAAUCUUCAGAAAAACAUAACACUAAAGAAAAAAUAGAGAACAAUAUCUUGGAUAGUAAUGGAAAAGAUGCAGCAGUCACUGUAUUGAAUAAAUCUAAUAAUAUUGAUUUGGUUAAAACAGCCUCUAUUAAGUCUUCUGAAACAGAUAAACAGGUUGUUCAAACCGUUACUGAAUUUAAUACAGGAGAUGGCCAUUCUUUGAGCCAUCCUACUGGAUUAGAAACAGAACAAGCUGGAUCAAAAGUGGACAAUAAAGCUUUUGAAAAUAUUUCAACUCUUUCUUUGAAAAAUACCACUGAUUUAGAAACAGAAAAAGCUGAAGCAAAAGUGGACAAUAAAGCUUCUGAAAACAGUUCAACUCUAACUUUGAAAAACAUUACUGAAUUAGAAACAGAACAAGCUGAAGCAAAAGGGGACAAUGAAGAUUCUGAAAACAGUUUGACUCUUUCUUUGAAAAAUACUACUGAAUUGGAAGCAGAACAAGUUGAAGCAAAAGGGGACAAUAAAGCUUCUGAAAACAGUUUGACUCUUUCUUUGAAAAAUACUACUGAAUUGGAAACAGAACAAGCUGAAGCAAAAGUGGAUAAUAAAACUUCUGAAAACAUUUCAACUCUUUCUUUGAAAAACACUACUGAAUUAAAAACAGAACAAGCUGGAUCAAAAGUGGAUAAUAAAUCUUCUGAAAACAGUUCAAUUCUUUCUAGUAUCAGUGAACAGGUUUUACCUCUGUUAGUAGAAUCAGACGUGAACCAGACCAAAGAAUUGCCCUCUAAUACGAUUAAAGAAAUUACAGAUGAAGAAACUCCUAAUGUCAGUUCAAAAAGUCUUUCUGAAAAUGUUGAGAUUAAAAUAACUUCAGAUAUAAAAACAGUUGCAGUUGACUCUCAAAGUACGGAACUUGAAGAAAACAAUAAUGCUACUAGCGACAUUAAGGAUGAAGAUACUAAUAAAAGUGAUCUUACAAUAACUUCUGAUCUAGUCACAGAUUCAGAACAUAGUGAUACUUCUAACACUACUAGUACAGAAGAUGUUACUAAGGCAUUGCCUGAGAAUAUUGAAACAGAUGUAAAACAUGAAAUGCAAUAUGAUACUAAUAAAGAAGUGAACAAAAUGACAAGUGAAACAGCAAGUAUAGGUAAUGUUUUACAAAGUCAUAUAAAUACACAAGUUAAAGAUUUGAAUAAUAAUUCCGAUUAUGCUGAAGUACAUCAUGUGUUAAAUGAUUCCAAUCUACCUGAAACUGAAGAAUCUAAUCUAAAUCCAUCGGGAUUACUGUAUCCUACUGAAGACAGUAUAAUUCCAGAAAAUGUAGCAAGCGUCAAUGAAUUUCAAUAUAAACUAAACCUAAUUGUAUGUUUAUGUCAAGUAGAAAAUUUAGCAGAAAAUGAAAGUCAUCAUUUUAUGAAAGAAGCUUUACCUGAACAUGAAAAUGAUAAAAAUGUACUGGAUAAGCAUUUGUAUGAAAAUUCAGAUAUUGUGGAUAGUACAUCUAUAGAAGAAGAAAUGUCAGAAAAUAUUCCGCAUGAAGUACAAGUUUCUUCCCCAGAGGUCUGUGCAGCUGAUAAUUCUGAAUGUUCUACUGCAGAUGAUGCUCGAAAUUAUUUUAUGAAGAAUGAUGAAGUUCCUGAAAACACUGAAAAUGGUUUAAUAUUGGGUAUAAAUAUAGGAAGCAAUUACUGGAUGACACUCAUGUAUUUAAUUGUUACUGCUGCUGCAACACUUAUAUUUUCUUUAGGAUAUUAUUAUAUUGAGAAUAUGAGAAGAGAUGGACAAUUGAUAGCUAAAAUCAAUAAACUUGAAAAGGAUUUACUUGUUUCUACAAAAGAAAGUUCAAUGUUAAUAGAAAAUUUAAAAGUAACACAAGAUAAGUUGACUUGUAUAGAAGAUGAAUCAUUCGGUUCCAAUGAAAUGGUCCUUUCUUUAAAAGCUGAUUUAGUAGCUUCACAGAAAGCAAAAGCUGAAUUGGAAGAUCAAGUUGCUAUGUUGGAAAAAGACUUAGAAAGUGCUACCGAAGCAGGAUUAGAGCUAGAACGAAUGUUGCGAGAAGUUCUUUCCUCGGAUAAUGAAGUGAACCCCAUAGCUCAAUCAGUGGAAGAUCUACAAACAAGAUUAAAUGCUCAACAAACUGCAAAUGAAUCUUUGACAAAUGCUCUUAAUCUUAAAACUCAAGAGAAUGAAUCUUUAUCAGCAGAGCUUGCGUCCUUUAGAAAGAAAUAUGAAGAACUUGAAGUUGAGCUGGUUCGAGUAUCGGAAAAUUUGAAACUUGAAGUGGAUAGUAAGAAUAAUAUUCAGCAAACGUUGACUGAUAAGGUUCAGGAAUUAGAAAUAAAAAUGAAGGAAAUUUCUAUGGAAAAAAUAGCCUUACAGAAAGAACUGAAAAAUAAAGAAGUAGAAGUGGUAGAUCUUAUCGAUGUCAUCAAUCAACUGAAUUCUAAUAAUUUAGAUUUGGAAAAGCUAUAUGAUGUAUCUCGCAUUAAAGCAGAAGCAACAAUUUUGCUUGAAGAAAGGAAUGAAUUAAAAAUACGAUUAACUGAAGUUGAAGGCGCUCACAGUUUAUUAGAAGAACAUAUGAAAGUUAUCAAAGAAGAAGUGUGUACCUUAAGCGAGCAAUGCAAGGCAGCAGAAAAGGAGAAGAAAGAUGCAGAAACACGUCUCGAGGUUUUAUCAAAUUUCUUUAAAGAGAAGGAGGCUCAAAGACAAAAGGAAGAAGCUAUUUGGUUGCAACAACAGGGUGAAGUUGUAUCCACUGUAGAACGAAUACAAACAAUGCAAAAUGAAGUGCAAAAUUAUAAGCAACAAAUAGAAAUGUUGAAACAGGAAAUAUUGGAUCAAGAAAGAGAAUAUAAAAAUCAAAUUUCUCAUCUUGAAACGAAAGCACACGAGCAAUGGGUAAUUGCACGUCAAGUUGAGCGUCGUCUAGAGGAGUCCAAAGUUGAAGCAGGACAAUUGCGUAACAGGCUUACACUUAUAGAAAAGAAUAUUAAUGAUGUAGAUCCUGAAGUAAAAUUACAUCGCCUGGAAGCAAACGGAGAGACGGCAACGUUGCCUCCAUUAUUCAUAGGAGCAGAGUCGUCAAGUUCCCCUAUAAUGUUUUCUGGUUCCUCUGGUGUUCCUCUUCCGCCGCCGCCUUCCUAUUUACACGCAUUAUUUCCUCCGUAUUUACCACCCCCGUUACCAAAUGCGUCUAGUGUACCACCAUACGAAAUUAGUCAACGACCACCACCGUUGGGUGGACGGUUAUCUUCACCCCCACCUAUGCCUCUACAUCCUCCUGCUUCUAGCAGGUAUGAUAACACAGGUUCCCCACCACCAAUGUCCCCACACUUACAUCCGUCUUUUAAUCACAGAAUACCACCACCCCCAUUUGGUAGUGAUCAUAUUCAUUCCCCUCCCCCGCCUCCUCCUGGUUCAGUAUUACCAGCGCACCUUGGAUCAACGCAUUCAUGGGGGGAAGAAUCACUGCCGCCCCCACGGAGCUCUGGUUUUCAUCCACCACAACGAGAACGAGUACGAAAUCACAAAGGUUCCUUACAUUCUUCAGGAGAGUCACUGGACAAGUCGCAUCAUAGUAGUAAAGUUUAACUUGUUUAUUUUGUUACAAAUUUCAU